AUGGUAGAGAAAAUAAAAGAGGAUAAGGGGUUAAGGUGAACCAUAACUAUUAUCAGGAACCGAUUAAGUAAUCGGCUCCUGCUAUUAUUCAUCACAAUUUUUCGUGUUUUCUUUUUGGCAAAGUGCGCCUGAGAUUUCAGAGGCGUGCGUGUCGGAUAUCUGUUUUCAAAGUAUUCUUUGCUAGGAUCAGUUUGAAAUGAGCCGUAGACAAACCGUGGUAGGCUCCCAGUUGCAAAAAACUUCUUUGUUUUGACUCUGUAGGGCGUAAAAAACACACACACACACACACACACACACAAGGGGCAUAGUAAGUCUCAGGCAGUGAGCACGCUCAUGAUACUGCUCCAGGAGAGUGCAGUAACAGUUGCCUUUUAACAGAAUAUGGGUAUGAGAACUCCAGAAUAACUGCAGAUACAGUGCCUUCUUUAACAUUGCUAUGAUUUUCUUCUCUAAUGAUAUUUCUUGUAAAAUUUCAGGGAACUUCUCCUGGACAAAAAUGAUAAGCCUCUUAAAGAGGGGACAAUAAUAAAAAACGAACAGUACGCGAUGACGCUGGAAAAAAUUCGAGACAACCCCGAGUCUUUCUAUAAUGGGCCGCUAGCCAAGAGUAUCUCACAAGAUAUAACAGAACUUAUUCCAGAUGAGCCAAAAAAGGGUCAAGUCACUGAAGAAGAUCUGAGGAACUACCAGACAGAGAUCAGGGAGCCCCUAGAAAGUGAACUGGCGGGGAUGAAAAUGCACCUCACUCCUCCCCCUACAAGUGGCGCUGUACUAGGUCUCAUCUUAAAUAUACUGAAAGGUAGGAAGGUGCUCUGUUCUCAUUAUCAUCAUCAUCACAGCCAGCGUGUUAACUCUCAGAGAGCUUGCUUGCAGGCCACCACUACCACCAUCAUCAUCAUCAUCAUUAUCAUAAUCCUCGUCAUCAUCAUCAUUAAUAGGGAGCUUUAGCAUCGACGACGGCAACGGCAGCGAAAACGUCAGUUUUAAAAUGGAUUCCCGUUUUUUCAAUCUUUGUCGCGUUUAUUCCAAUUUGCUGAAAAUGGCGAGUGUAGGCGAAUUUCCCUGGAGUUGAUUUCUUGAGGACCGCACUCAAGUUUAGAGAGAGAAAAAGAGAUUCGUCGUCGCUUGUUUACGUCCUCCAUGAAACUUGCAAAAAGGCAUUUUCACGUCGUAGUUGUGCAGUACGGUAAAGAAAUGUACAAGAAAGCGUGAUGCACGUGCAAACUUGUUGUUUUGCGUAAUAAACCUAUUGCUUUUGUGACGUCACUCAUUGCCGUCGUCGUCGUCGUCGUUGCUGAAGCUCCCUAAUCAUCAACAACAACGGCAUUCAUAAACCUACAGGAUGUCCACUAACUAGAGAUUUCCUUACUUUGACGUAGUUGUACAGCGCAGGAAGGCAACCUGCAACGGAACUUCCAUUUUCCAUUCAUUCAUGAACAUUAAUUUAUCAGCAACGCAAGUUUAAACGAGUUGCAGACAGCGUGUGUAUGCAGCUGCCUCGUGAAACGCCGGUCCCCAAUGGUCCCGAUACUAGCGGUGGGGAGCGAUGUCAGGGGCGGCUAUAUUUGCAGCCUAAGCUGCAGCAACCUUGAAUUUAAACAGCGCUACAAGAAAGAACUAUUGCUGCAAGCCUCCACCAGUCUUUGGGUCUUGCGUAGUUCUUUGGAGGCCCUGUCGCUAUAUAAGCGUUACAAUCUUGAUUUUUUGUGUCAGGAUGAUUUUUAGCGGAAAUGGCCUGCGGUAUCAUUAUAACUUCAUUUACAGUCCUAACACACGUGCACCCAUUGCAUCAUUCUAAUAGUGUUACGUUAAGUUUCGCAUAUUGUGGCGCGGAAACAGUUUUAAUCGUAUGACUAUAAACUGGCUAAUAUAGACCCAAAUCACUAAGAACUUGUGAUUUUGUGACUCCCAUGUAGUCCUUUAUCCUACAACUUUUAAUUGACCCAAUAAAAAGUCAAUAACUAGCAAAUUGUGUAAACUAAGUCAGUUCAUCGCUUCUCAGAUGAUGUUUUACAGCCCAGCAUCUGCUCUCAACAUUAUACUUACCAUUAUACUAUAAACCUCUAGUUUUACACAAAGGAGAAAAGCUUUAUUUUAUAGGUUACAAUAUGACUUCGUCGGCUCGUGAUGGCACCGAUGCCUCGGUGUUGACAUAUCAUCGAAUCAUUGAAGCUUUCAAGUUUGGUUAUGCUUGGCGAAGUCGACUUGGUGAUCCUGAUAUUAAUAUGGAUAAGAAAAUAAACGAGGUAAGUGAAAGAUAAUUUAUUAUUAUUUCCACCCUUGCUCCCCCUUGUUCCCUCUUAAAGGUUUUGUUGUGUUUAUUUGAGCAGGCGGAUUGGUACGCUUGCCGAGAUCUGGGUUUCACCAACUAGGACCGUGCAGCGCCAAAUUUUUUGGGGGGAUCACUUUCUUGGGGAGCUUGGCCACUAAGCUUAGAAUAGUAACCGAGCCUGCCCAUUUAGUUUCCAAUCCUUCCUGAACCGUUUGUAUGCAAUGUUCAGCUGGCCGCAGGGGGUUGUUAAGGGUUAAGCCCUGAGAAUAGUGAUUAGGGUUAAGCACUGAUCAAUACUGAUUAGGGUUAAGCACUGACUCGAUAAACGGUUAGCUUCUAUUUGGGGUUAGGGUUGUUGCCAUAUACCUUUAAAUCAAACCAUCAACCGUCAGCAAAUUCUCAGUUCGCGUAAUGGUAUGGAAGAUGGACUGCAGAUUCAACGGUUCGCGUUCGAGUCCUACGCACGCCCUUCUGAAUCUUUUUCCCUUAAAAAUUGAAGAUACUUAGCCUCUGUACUUUGAAAUUUCAUGUGGGAAAAGGCAAAUGUCUCAGAAUGUCUUGUUAGAGGGAAAUGUCAGUUUAGAGUAUGGAGAUGAGUGCUCCCCAAGAAAGUGAUCCCAAGAAUAAUUUUCGCCCGCGAGGCCGCCGUUCAUACAUGGCUCAUACUUUAUUUACGCACAAAUUUACGUGCGUACGCAUGUUGACAUUACGUGACAGUAGAAAUCCACCUUUGGACUUGCUAACGGGCGUUCUGUCUUUCCAGCCACUGAAGGCAAGGGGAAGCAUUGCGCGUACGAAGUUUUUAGGGAUUAGGGAUAGGGAAUUUCUAUCCGAAAUAUUCUCCGUACUUUUUUCCCAGAUUGCACAAAAGAUGAUAGAUAAACAGCUGGGCGACAAGUUACGUAAGCUGAUACAAGAUGACCAAACACAAGACAACGUGUCUUACUACGCCCGCUUCUAUUCUGAUGCUGAUUAUGGAACCACACACCUGGCUGUUUUGGCCAAAAACGGUGAUGCAGUUUCUGUAACAUCCACUAUAAAUCAUAGGUUAGUUCAGUAAAAUACAAAGGGGCCGGAAGUCAGUUUAUCCUGAACACCGUAUUUAAUCGAGUUAACUUUGAGAAUAGUGAGGUAUAAAAGUUUUUUCAUAUCCUAUAGAUAUAACAGCCAUCACAUGGCUGCCUUGAGGUAAAACAUCGCUGUCCCCGGGGAGGUUCACGGCCAAUUGCGGGCGUGGAGGGAAUACGGAAGAUUACCUUGGAAGGAUCUGGUCCAGCCUGCCAUCGAUUUAGCCUGUAAAGGGUUUCCAAUAAGCACCGCCGUUGCCGAUGCCUUAAGUGAAGAUAUGGUAGAGAAAAUAAAAGAGGAUAAGGUGAACCAUAACUAUUAUCAGGAACCGAUUAAGUAAUCGGCUCCUGCUAUUAUUCAUCACAAUUUUUCGUGUUUUCUUUUUGGCAAAGUGCGCCUGAGAUUUCAGAGGCGUGCGUGUCGGAUAUCUGUUUUCAAAGUAUUCUUUGCUAGGAUCAGUUUGAAAUGAGCCGAACUUGUCAAGCGAGACUACAGUAGAAAGAGAAUUCGAUAUAAUCGUCUUUAUCAGGGGUGUCUUUAUCAAGACUGUCUGCGACGCAGGUUAGGGGGCGGCCAGUGGCGGAUUAGGGUAAAAGAGCCAUUCUAUCCUCGCCCCAUUUGACUCAUCCUAACUAAACUCGCGAAAGGAUGAUGCAUUAGGUGCGUUUUUUACAGCAGAUGGCAACUGGUUCCAGAUGUGCGAGAUCAUGUACGCAUAUGAACCAUGAAGGAAUCUACUAUUAUAUGAAGUUUGUACAACAUUUAGACCAUUGCUUCUAAGAUUAUAUAUAUGGUGUAACUCGGGGUUUGAAUAAAUUGGCUACAUAGCCUGGACCAUUCUCCUUGAAACGUUUAAAAAAUAUCAUUAAGGAUUGUUCUAUGCGUCUAUGUUCCAAGGUAUUCAUAUCUGCCAUCCUAAGAAUUGAUUCAUAAUCGGUACUUUUCCCCAUGUUCAUUAUAGUUCGUAGAAGGAGCCGUUAAGAGAGUUGACUGUAUAAUGCCUUAAAAACAAAGAAAGAAAAGUCAACUCUCCCUUAAAGGGCUCCUCCAUAAAAUGGACACCUCAGUAAAAUUGGCACCUACUACUUUUAAUUGACUAUCUAUGAGACGGACACCUCGCUUUGUGGACUCAUGGAGUUGGUCCCUGCCUUUGAUUACUCCUUUUAAUUGACUCUCUAUUAGACGGAAACCCCGCUGAAACGGACCUCUACCCCCAUAGUCGUUAGUUCCUUGCCUUCCUUCACCCCUUAAAGUUAACUUUUUAUAGGAUGGUCUUAGGUGGACUCAUGGAGCUGGACACAGAGGUGUCCGUCUAAGGGAACUUUGACUGUAUAUUGACAAUAGAGAGAGAAAGCCGUUACGUCACGUUGCCAUGGUAGCAAAAUUUCUGAAUGACAACAAACCGCAAAUAUCACUUAAAAAACCUCGACGAUCUUAUUCAAUUUUAUUCAAUUUGUCAAAUGUUGACGAAAUUUUCUGGGGUUAAAUCCGAAAGGACGUUAUCUAAGUUUAGAAAAAGAUUAAGAACAUUUACACGUUGUGCUCACCUACUUCGUAAAGCGGGUGCGUAAAAGCAGCAAGUCUCAUGUCGCAGCCGUGCAACGACGGCUAAGAAACGUACAAAAAAGGUGUGAUGCACGUGCCGAGUUGUUGUUUUGCUGAUAUAAACCUAUUGCUUUUUCCAGUUCUCUUUGCCGUUCCGACGUCGUUGCUCAAGCUCCCUAUCGUUGUGAUCCAGAAAUUUUGUUACUAUGGUAACGUGACGUCACACUUCUCUCUAUUCCUAUAGGUACUAGUACAUUAGGAGAGUACAGUCAUGAGAAAAAUGUAUUCAAGAACAUGACGUGUAUCUCAACAGAUUUGGAUGCAAGUUUCGAUCCAACCUCACGGGGAUUAUAUACAAUAACCAGAUGGCAGAUUUUGAUGAUCCCAACGACACAGAGAUUGAUGGUGUUUAUCCAUCUGAGGUUAAUUCUCCCUAUCCAGGCAAGCGGCCAUUCUCGUCCAUGUCCGGCGCAAUUUUAACAGACAAUAAGGGUGACGUACAGCUUGUUAUUGGUGCGUCUGGCGGUAAAAGGAUCACCACGGCUGUCUCACUGGUAUGAGAAAAAAAAGAAUAAGUAGAAGUUUUUGAGCAAAAAUAAACAUGUCGCCCUAUGUAAGAUAAUCCAAAACAGUCUUGGAUUAUGGACUCCACGCUGUGGAUUCCGGAUUGGAUUCCAGGUACUGUAUUGCGGAUUCCCUGUCGGGUGGAAUUUGCCUGUAUUCCCUGAGCUGAAUUACAGAUCCCAAUGCCCAGGAUUUCAGAUCCCACGAGCAAAAAUUUCCCGGAUUUUGAAAUCCAGAUUGCCUUAUAUGGGGCGAAACAUGGGGGAAAUUCUCAGUGCCCUUUUUCCCCGCAUUCCUUGAUUUAGUUGAAAACAGGGAAAAAUUGGGGCGGGUUUUAAUAGUAGUCAAGCCUACGUUGUACUCGAACUUGUCAAGCGAGACUACAGUGGGGUGUCUUUAUCAAGACUGUCUGCGACGCAGGUUAGGGGGCGGCCAGUGGCGGAUUAGGGUAAAAGAGCCAUUCCAUCCUCGCCCCAUUCGACUCAUCCCAACUAAACUCGCGAUGUUUAUUUGCAUGGGUAUAAGGCAAAAGAACGAAGUGUGGACUGGGGGUAUAAAGCAGGAAUAUAUGGCGUUUUUUCGCGCCCCCAACAUCACAGAUCUACGGCUAUUAGACAAAAAACCUCACCUCGCUAAGAGAAACCAUGAAAUCAUGUCUCGUUCUAACAACUCUUGUUAAUUCGUAGGCCCCAAACUCUUUCAAGACAAAGAUUUACGGAUUAUUACGUUCAAAUCCUACCUCUUUACUAUUUAUGUUAAGAGGUAAAUUGCUCAGUUCCUCAGGCACAGUUUACUUAUCAUGUAUAGGUGUUGAUGAACAUGCUGUGGUUUGGAAAGGACAUAUCACAGGCAGUGGACGAUCCUCGAAUUCACGAAGAACUUGUACCCAAAAUGGAUGUAGAAGUUGAAAACAACAAAGAUUAUCGUCUUCCUGAGGACAUACAAGAUGGCUUAAGAGCGCUUGGACACAAUGUAACGGUGGCAAGUGACACUGCUUUUGCUGUGGUACAAGCUGUCUAUCGAAAAACUGUGGAAGAAAUUUAUGCAAAGUCUGACCCAAGAAAAUUUGGAGCUCCCGCGGGAGGCUAA
Molecule: messenger RNA, 6538 nt
Organism: Porites evermanni
Lineage: Eukaryota; Metazoa; Cnidaria; Anthozoa; Scleractinia; Poritidae
Source: the annotation of a GenBank genome assembly